AUGUCUUCGCCUUCAAUGUUCGAUCGUAUUUCUAGUCCUCGUCAGCGACUAUCCAAUCCUUUGCGAAGCCCUCCGAUUCGAGAAGUCAGCGAAUAUGACUUGGAUGAGCUUGAACCUCGGAGUGACGACGUUCUUUUCGACCAGGAACCUCCACUCCCUAGACUUAGAAAGAAUAUGCAGCCUGUAUCAGCUACAUCUACUCGUCGAUCUUCCUCCCCUGCUUCAUGGGACAGCAAACACCGCUAUUCCAACUCCCCUCCUCAUACUAGAUCUAAACCGAUCUUUGCAGGGCCACCGCCUCCGAUCGCAUCUUCCAUGAUGAUGAACCAACACCCGUCUCGACAGUCUACUGUAUCAAGUCACGGAGAUAACGGAAGGGGAUACGGAUUGAUUUCAGCGAGUAGGUUUGGGUCGAAUAGCCCGAGCCAGAAGCACGUGGACAACCGACCACGACUCGAUUCAAUAUGGAGAAGUCUGCAGAGGCGAGAAAAGGCCUUGGAACGAGACAUCCAGCAACUACUGGAUCUUCAAGCCUCUGGCCUAAUUGCUGGUAGUGGGGAGGGAUCCGAAAGUAAUUUUGGAAGUGACACGACUACAGGAGAGAGCACAUUUUAUUCCACGGCUACGUCCAAGUCUCGCAUGAUGAACUCAUUGCAUAUGCCAACGCGAUCUACACCAGAUGGAAAUGUAAUCCCCGUGAGACAGCCUGUGUCAAACAAACCUCGCGGUCUCAAGUCAGCUCGAGUUGGUUUACAGCGUUCUAUGGCCGCUUUGUCUGAGCUCAAGGCCGAGGAAGAUUUACACUUGAGCACUGCCCUUGAGCAAAGAAAGGAUGCCUUGGCUUAUCUUGACAAGAUGAGUAAGAGACGGGAUGACAUUUAUUCUGAACUUCAUGCGCUGGAAGAUGAUGAGGAGGAGCCCUUGGGUCAAGAACUCCGAUCGCUGGAAUCAGAACAGCAAGAACUGGAUCACGAUAUCCAGCGCCUCGAAGAAAAACUGGCUGGAGCAAAGAGGCGCCGCAGGUGGGUGCGAGAAAAGAUGGAAGACGUCAAGGGUCGACGAGAGGCAGGUUUGAGUGGAUACAGGGCAGCCGGCAGAGAUGUCGAUAUGGAAGUCAGAACAAUGAUGCAAACGCCACCCAUUGCGCCGUUGGACAUUGAUGCUCUUGGCUACGGUGAAAGCACGCGACCGAAAGAAAAUAUGGACAUACUGCGAGGUACCGAAUUUCUACAACUCCGCCCCGAACGCCGUACGGUGGAAAUGGCAAGAACAUGGUGGCAAGGAGAAAUUGCCGCUCUUGAGCGUCGCAAGGCACAAAUUUCACAAGAUCGUCAAGCUUUAAUCGAAGGCUCAGAGGUAUGGUCUGAUGUCACUGGACUGGUCGCACAAUUUGAGGCAAAACUUCGAGAGCUUGUCAGAUCUAGCCAAGCUGGGGAUGCCGAUGAAGAGCCUCAACAAGCUGCCAUGCAAAGUCAGCUGUCUGAAAUGGAUGACGUCGUUCAAGAGUUACAGAAGCGACUACAGUUGGCCGAAUCAAAGCACUGGAAUCUUCUCAUAUGCGCAAUUGGUGCUGAGCUAGAGGCGUUUGUUGAAGCUAAAGCUCUUCUGAGAGAUACCCUUGGACUCCCUGAGCCAGCCGCUGCGGUCGAUUCUCCUGAGCUCAGUGAUUCUACGGACAAGGCAGAGGAAGCGAGUCAAGAAGAACGAGCGGAAAGUCACGACGAAAGUGAUAACGAAGUUCCCGCCGACUUGCUGGUCUCUCGAAUAGAGGACCAUGAUCAUGAUUCUCCAGACAGUCCCCAGCAACAGAGUGUGGUGCUGAGACGAGGAAGCGCUGGGAAUAACGAGGUACCGGUCGAGUUCUUAGCGGACCUUCACGGUCCGGACAAGAUUGAACAGGAUACCGAGAUUACGGCAGUGACAAGGCUUAUGAGUAAAUAG
Messenger RNA from Fusarium pseudograminearum CS3096, 1941 nucleotides. RefSeq lists its product as uncharacterized. Lineage: Eukaryota; Fungi; Ascomycota; Sordariomycetes; Hypocreales; Nectriaceae. The transcript has a single exon. The record is from RefSeq and is a predicted model, not a curated record. Bases 1 to 1941 code for a protein of 646 amino acids.